Papilio machaon (common yellow swallowtail) is the source of this 1100-nucleotide messenger RNA. RefSeq names its product pancreatic triacylglycerol lipase-like. Lineage: Eukaryota; Metazoa; Arthropoda; Insecta; Lepidoptera; Papilionidae. The transcript has 5 exons. The record is from RefSeq and is a predicted model, not a curated record. Gene Ontology annotation, biological process: lipid metabolic process. Bases 6 to 1058 code for a protein of 350 amino acids. Gene Ontology annotation, molecular function: lipase activity.
CGAUAAUGAAUCCAAAUAAAUACCGCAAAUCUGCGAUUGUAACUGCCAAAACAGUAACAAUGAAGGUUCUGGUGAUUGUUUGCGCCCUUAUUGCAGUGUGCAGUAGUGCACCACCAUCUAUGAUCCCAGGGGACAAUAGUCACUAUGUAGAGGGUGAAAGUCGAUACAUCUGGAUACCGGAUGGGGAGGGUGUACCACACCUAGUCGAUUUGGAAGAGCCAGUUGAUGAAGAUGUCUUGAAUGGAAGAAAUGGUGCAAACAACCAAUACUGGCUAUUUACAAGACGCAAUCCCAACAAUGCCCAAAUCCUUCGCAAUGGAAAUGCUGGCUCAGUCACUAACUCCAAUUACGAUCGCAACCGAGCCCUGAAGGUCGUCGUCCACGGCUGGAACAGCAACGGAAAUUCCAACAUGAACCCUCUCAUCACCUCAGCUUUAUUAGCAGUUCAAGACUGCAACGUGAUUGUUGUAGACUGGCGCGAUCUAGCGAAUAAGAACUACGUUACUGCUGCAAACGGCGUACCCGGCGUUGGACAGGCCCUUGGCAACUUCUUGGUUUGGCUUAUUAACACUGCUGGCGGUAACUGGAACAAUGUCCACUUGAUAGGCUUCAGUUUAGGCGCUCAUGUAGUAGGAAAUGCCGGGCGCACUGCCGGAGGCAGACCCAGACGUGUUACAGGUCUCGAUCCCGCUGGUCCCAGGUGGGGAGGUAACUCAAACGCUCUGAACCGCAACUCUGGUGGCUACGUUGAAUGCAUCCACACCGAUGGUGGACUCUUGGGCAUCUUCGACCCAAUCGGUAACACAGACUUCUAUCCCAAUGGAGGUCGAAACGCACAACCGGGAUGCUGGGUCAGCACUUGCUCCCACAGCCGUGCAUACGAUCUCUUCGCGUCGACAGUACGAACUAAUCACUUGGUGGGAAGGAGAUGCAAUAAUUUAAAUGAAGCUAGAAAUGUUCAAUGUGCUGGUGCCUCUCUUAACAUGGGCAAUGGAAUUAUAAAUAAAUCUGGAUCUGGUCUUUACGGUCUGCGAACUCGCGACAGAUGGCCGUACUAAAAAUUGAAGACAUUGGCCUAAUAAACGACGACUGAUCAUAAA